AAAGAAAACAAAUCAUGUCUGAAGAUCUCAUGGUUCAUGAUCCUCGACCACUCAAACGGAUUUGUCUUUCAAGUCCAAUCGAUCCAAACCUAAACUUAUCACCAUCAGAACAUCAACCAAUCCAAUCGAAUCUUCCCUCUUCUUCUAGUCCUGGCUUAUCAAUCCCAGUCAGAAGGAAUGGUGCUUCUCAUCCGAUGAUACCACCUUCACAGUUGCGUAUCACCUCAUGCCCUUGUCUUACUGGCCCCACUGGACCAACCGAGGCAUUCGACGAGGAACAUACAGAACCCAACUUAUCAUCCAAGUCAUCAUCUCAAGCCAAUGAAGAUCAAACGCGUAGAUCUCAGCCGCGCCCACCACACUCGGAACCAGUUGAGAUGACUUCUUCGGGUCAGGGCCUCGCCUCUGUCUCUGGACUGAUCAGUGAACCCAUGGAAGAUUUCGAUGCCGAUCAUGAAGAGUGGGAUGAAAUGAAUGAUUGGAAAGAUUAUGAACAGACAGAUAUCGAAAUACUAGAUGAAGUUGAUAAUCAGAAUUUACAGUUAGGUAAACCAGAUGAAGGUGAUAUAUUUUAUAACCCACCUUCAAACUCAAAAAUCUCCUCACUCAAUCUCGCCCCCAUACCUAUCUCAAGAGAUCCUCCUCAAUCAUCUGGACAUCAUUCCUCGCGUGAUGGCUCUUCCCCUACGCGUUCUGUACGGGCCACAUUAGAGCCACCCACGCGUACCACAUCAUUAUUCACAACCGGUCAUCAACAACCCAUUAUCUUCAGAAACGCUGGUUCAUCAUCCUUUGGCAACGUUUUACCUUUCCGAGCGCCUUCCAAAAUCACAAAACAUACCAUCUCAUCUGUUCAUCCUCCUCCUGAGCCUCGAUUAACUCAAGAUGUACCUCUCUUGGGUUUCAAGACAGGUCAUGGUCGUACAGUGACUCCACCUUCUAAGCAUGCCGUUCAAAACGCCCUCGAUGGUCUCACCUCGGCGGAUUUUAUGUCGUCUUCACCUGAUCGAUCGGAACAUUUGCCAGAUUCUCCUACCCCUCAUACACGAGCCUUGAACGGCCCCCCAGUUUCUACUUCACCAAAAAGGUUCGGGCCAAAGAACAUUGUACAGCAUGAAUGUAAUAAGGAUGGGGAUUACAACCUUCCAAGCAAGCUCUCUUUUGUCGACGAGGAGAAUUCAAAUCUUGAGGGUCAGCCACCUAGAAAGAUACGAAUGCAUGAUUUGAGCACUGAUGCUAACGCUCUGGUUUCCCUCCAAUGGCGAUCGAUAUCUAGUCGGAAAAGUGUGAUGGAUCUUGCACCGUUCUUUGCACCCGCAAGACAAUCAAUUGCACAUUGGCUAGGUCCCCCAAAGUCAUAUACACCCCGACAACUUUUCACUUUGGGCGUUCCGGAAUCGAUUGUCUUUAUGACAGCCAAAUCAGCUAAACUUUGGCACUUCAAUUCGUUGUCUGAUGAACCGUUUGGAGCUAUCCAAGCACUUGGUGAACUUUAUAAAUCAGGAUGUUUACCUUCCAAAGCUACACCUGAAUGGUUGGCAUUGAAUUGGGAAAUGAUUAUACGGAAAUUUAGUGGGAUGAUUAGGUGGUUACCGACUUGUCGAUCGCGACUUUGGAAUCCUGCCUCAGUGGUACAACAAUUGAAAUAUAGGUAUGAGCGAGAGUUUAACUAUGGACAUCGAUCGGCUGUGAGGUUAAUGCUUGAUAAUGAAGCUCCACUUGGAGCACCUGUCUGUUUAUUUGUUUCAUCGAUCAAAUCCUCUCGAAACUUUUUAGAAGGUAAAGCGACAUGGAAAGCGAAUGAAUCGAUGACAGAUUGUAAACUUGAAUUAAGUGAUGGAUGGUACAAGAUCAAUUGUGUAAUAGAUGCCACUCUCUUUAGAGCCAUCUCAAAUGGAAGAAUCAAAGUAGGACACAAGUUAGCGAUCGGAGCAGUUUCACUUAGAUCAUCAUCUUUAAAUCAAUCGAAUCCAUCAAGAGUCGUUAAUGAAUUAAGUGUAGAUGAGCCUGAAUUGGUUUUAGAAGGAAAUUCUACGUCACGAGUUCGUUGGUUUGAAACACUUGGAUUUCGAAUCCGUCCUUGGUUCUCGAGUCUUCGAAGCUUAAGUUUUGAUGGUGGUAGAGUCUCUAUGAUGGAUAUCUUGAUUCUUAGAAUGUUUCCUUGUUUGUUUAUUGAUGAAGAGAAUCCUUAUAAUCGAUGGGGAGAAGUAGAAGAAAUUGAAAAUCAAGCGGCUUGGGAGAGUUCAAGACAAAUUGAAAUGGAAAGAAUCUCACAAGAAAGAAAUGAAGAGUAUCAAAGCUUGAUUAGUACUAGAGAUUUAAUUAAUGAUAUGUUUUUAAACCGAUCAGAAGGCAACAUUAGUCCGAAAAAGAAUGAAACCGAUUCGAAUUUACCUUGCAUAGACUUUGAUGUGGAUGAUGUUAUAGAAGGUUUAUUGGAUGAGAAGAUGAAUUAUUUAGAUUUGAAAAAGUAUUCGAUGGACGAAUUGAGUGAAGUUUUGGAUGGGAUUAAAAGUAUGGUAGAUCGAUUUGAAAGAUCAGGUCCAGAUGAAUUACAAAAAACUUUAAAUGAAAGAGUUCCAUUAAGAAAGAUUAGAAAAGUAUGUACAUUAAGAAUUCAAGAUUUUCAUAGUUUUAGGUAUACUUCAAAUCAAAGAACUGCUCAAUUAUUAAUUCAAGAUGUAAGUCAACUUAAUGAAGGUUUAUUAAAAGAAGGACAAAGGUAUUGGGUACAAAAUGUUCAACCACAGAAAAAUGUUAGAUGGGAUGCUAGGUUGGAAAGAGUUGAAUUGUUGUUGUGUACUAGAAGAGAUACUAAAUGGCGUUGGAUUAAAACAGAUGAAUGAUCUUGAGUUACUUGAUUGCUUUUAAUGAAAACGAAGGUAGUCUUAUAUGUAUCAUGAUGAUGAAUUCAUGAUGCGAGAAGAGAAGAGAUUGGAUCAUGUUUUGAUUUUGGUUUUGUUUUGUUUUUUAUGUUUUCGGUUUUGAUUUUAUAGUUUUGCUUUGUUUUGUGUUUGGUAUAUAUGGUUUUAAGUAUAAAUCUUUUUGUGCGCAAUGUUUGAUACAUACAAAUUUCACUUGGUUUUUUUCGCUCAUCUUUUGUUUAAGAUAUGUAAAAGUUUUUUGAAGAUUGUUUGUAUUUAUAUAUACAUAUAUAUGGAGGUAGUGAAAAAUUUAAAUCAAGGGAGUUGUGAUUCUUU
Molecule: messenger RNA, 3200 nt
Organism: Melampsora larici-populina 98AG31
Lineage: Eukaryota; Fungi; Basidiomycota; Pucciniomycetes; Pucciniales; Melampsoraceae
Exons: 11
Coding region: 15-2846 (943 amino acids)
Biological process (GO): regulation of DNA-templated transcription; double-strand break repair via homologous recombination
Source: RefSeq, a predicted model, not a curated record